Messenger RNA from Actinia tenebrosa (Australian red waratah sea anemone), 541 nucleotides. RefSeq lists its product as uncharacterized. NCBI's taxonomy places the organism in Eukaryota, Metazoa, Cnidaria, Anthozoa, Actiniaria, Actiniidae. The record is from RefSeq and is a predicted model, not a curated record.
AUUGGAAAUCAUGAAUUCCAAAACUAUAUUGAAGGAAUCAAAGUCCAUCAAAAUUUAAAAAACCAAGAGUCCAACCUUUUGGAAGAAGCACAAGAGUUGGAAUCAAUGGCAUCCUAUAAUGCAAUGCGAUUCAACAAUGAAGAAGAGGUGGAAUUUCUGUUAGACAGGGCAGAUAGCCUACGCAGUCAAGCUAAUGACUUAACACUACGUAUGGCCUUGGUCUCUGUUCCAGUAAUACCCAAUGAGGAUGGUCCCUGUGCGCAAGAACUAGCAAGAGUACUCAAGAAAAUAGGGGCUGAAAGACAAGCCUACCAUGGAGGUAGUUUCAAUGGAAAUCACACAAAUAAAUGUCUGAAGGUUACUAGUAUAGAUCAACUGAAAUAAAUACCUAUCCUGGUAUGCAGUCAAUUGCUGAAAAAAGAUGUGACAGAAGCUGAUCUAAUUUCUGACAAGUUYGGACAAGUUCUUCAAACCUUUGGCAAAGUACACAGAACUCUAAAUAGCUCACGAAAGCUUGAAGAAAAUGAAAUAGCUGAGUUAG